This is a messenger RNA of Spodoptera frugiperda (fall armyworm), 7605 nucleotides long. It is a transcript of the gene twin, whose product is annotated as CCR4-NOT transcription complex subunit 6. Gene Ontology annotation, cellular component: cytoplasm; nucleus; CCR4-NOT complex. Gene Ontology annotation, biological process: nuclear-transcribed mRNA poly(A) tail shortening. Lineage: Eukaryota; Metazoa; Arthropoda; Insecta; Lepidoptera; Noctuidae. Bases 166 to 1794 code for a protein of 542 amino acids. Gene Ontology annotation, molecular function: protein binding; poly(A)-specific ribonuclease activity. The transcript has 12 exons. The record is from RefSeq and is a predicted model, not a curated record.
UUCUAGAAUUUGCCGCUAAUGUCGAUUGUCGCUGCAGUCGGUAAAUGGACGUUUGAUGUGGUUGUUUGUCAAGAGUGUCCCAUUGUCUGUUUACAGUGAAUUAUUUCCCAAAAGUAUAAUCCUACUUGAAGUAAAAGGUUUUAAGGAGUAGAUGAAGGUGACAGAAUGUCUCGCAACAAAGACAAGCAUGAGGGCGCUAGCGGGCGCACUUACCACAUUAUGUCGGAGGCGGAGCGGGCGUCCGGCCGUCGAGGGGGCUGGACCACGCUUGAGGUAACAGGAGGUGUGCGCGCCCUAGCGCCUCAACUCUUCCAACUGACGCAUCUGACGGCGCUGUAUCUGAACGACAACUCGCUGCAGAGGAUCCCGCCCGACAUCAACCAGUUGGUCAACCUUCAUACCCUCGAUAUAUCGAAUAACAAGCUAAGAUCGCUGCCCGCUGAACUUGGCGACCUCAUUCAACUCAGAGAAUUACAUCUACACAACAACUACCUCCGCGUGCUUCCAUACGAGCUUGGGAAACUCUUCCAUCUUCAGCUCCUAGGAUUAGGGGGAAACCCACUUAGCAAGGAGAUGCUCUCGAUUUACAACGACAACAACGGAACCGCCAAGCUGUUGACGUAUAUGCUGGACAAUUUACAAGUUUCUGCCACUCUACCACCACAGAGGCCUUGGAUACCAUUGACCCGACCGAACAGAACUCGUCCUACUUGUAUAUUCACAGUGAUGUGUUACAACGUGCUAUGUGACAAGUACGCGACGCGACAGAUGUACGGCUACUGCCCUAGCUGGGCGCUCGAGUGGGACUACAGGAAGAAGGGCAUCCUUGACGAGAUUAGACAUUACUCAGCCGACAUCAUCAGCUUACAGGAAGUGGAAACAGACCAAUUCUACAACUUCUUCCUGCCCGAGCUGAAGCAGGAUGGCUACGAUGGUAUCUUCUCCCCCAAGUCCCGCGCCAAGACCAUGGGCGAAUCAGAAAGAAAGUAUGUCGACGGAUGCGCUAUUUUCUUCAGAUCUGCAAAGUUCGCUUUAGUUAAGGAGCACCUUAUAGAGUUCAACCAACUGGCAAUGGCUAACAGUGAGGGAUCAGAUAAUAUGUUAAACCGUGUCAUGCCAAAGGACAAUAUAGGGUUGGCAGCACUUAUCAAAACGAAAGAGGCAGCAUGGGAAAAUGGAUUACCAACAGAUUCUUCGAUGCUCGGUCAACCGAUCCUGGUGUGCACCGCGCAUAUACACUGGGACCCGGAGUUUUGUGACGUGAAGUUAAUCCAAACGAUGAUGUUGAGCAACGAGCUGCGGACGAUACUCGACGAGUCGGCGCGGUCGUUGCGUCUGGCGGGCCAGAGAGACAACGUGCAGCUACUGCUGUGUGGCGACUUCAAUUCGCUGCCAGAUAGUGGUGUGGUAGAGUUCCUAUCAUCAGGUCGUGUGUCAUCCGAGCACCGCGACUUCAAAGAGCUGGGUUACGCCGGCUCGCUGCGUCGCAUGCCCGGCUCUGAACACGAGUUCACGCACAACUUCAAACUCGCGUCAGCAUACAGCGAAGAUAUAAUGCCCUAUACGAACUAUACGUUUGACUUCAAGGGUAUUAUCGACUACAUAUUCUAUAGCAAGCAAUCAAUGACACCGCUUGGUCUCCUGGGGCCGUUGUCGCAGGAUUGGUUCCGGGAGCACAAGGUAGUCGGGUGUCCGCAUCCCCACAUACCUUCAGACCACUUCCCGUUGCUGGUGGAGCUGGAGAUGUCCCCGACGGCGGGCGCCAACUCCAACGGGCUGAUCGGGCGCAGGUAGCACGCGUCCCCGCGCGCGCGCAAGCACAAGCGCCACAGCGCCCUCUAGCGACGCCGCGCCACCCCCCGCACUCCGCGCCACCGGACUGUUGCCAACCACAGACGUUUAUGCUUCCAUUAUACUAAACUUGUCACUCUCUCACACCGACUCGUUCGUGCGAUUGGAAGAAGUAGACGCAAAUUACGAAUUCUAUAUUUACCCUCAUUGACUACUUUCAUAAGAGAUUAUAAAAACUUCUACUUUUCCCAACUCGCUCUAUGUCUAUUAUCUAUUUUUAAAUAAACUGACCAAAAGCUUGCCUAGAUCGCAGGCGGCGUUGCAGUGCUACGUGUCGCCUCUCUGUCUGUUGUACUUCCUCUCUCGCUCACAUUUCCUGAACAAAUGUUUCAUGCACAGCUUUGGAUACGCUCUCCGAGAUCUAGGCAAUGCUCAAAUUAAUGCAACUUGUUAACUGUGCUGAUUAAAGUCAAAUUAAAUAUUGAUUCGUUGUUGAAAAAUAUAUAGUAGGUCGAAUAUUUCAAACUACAACAACUAAUAUCAAAGUUCACUCUAAAAUAUACUUUACAAAUAUCAGUAACUAGCUUAUGAAUCGUUUAUGUACAAAUAACUUAGUCUUAAGUACUUACUUAAAUCAUCUCAUAGUAUACUCUGCGUUGUUUUUGUUAUCGCAUGGUUUGGACGCGUCUCCGACCUGGACGUUAGUUUAGUUGAUAGUUACAAAUGUAUUUUGUAUACCGUUACACAUGAUACCGAACGUCGUUCUCUUUUCACUGGACAUUAGUUCUGAAUUAGUGCCCUAGUAAUUACUGUCUCGAAAUUUUGUUUUGCUCAAUAAAGUAUAGAAGUUAACACGAUCCUGUUUAGCCUGUGAGUUGAUUAGUUAAAGCAAAUUAGAUUUUACUAUAAUAGUUAAAUGAACGAAAUAUUUUAGAGAAAUAUAUUAUAAAGGAAUCCUUUGCCUGAUACCGCUGAAGUUCGUGCUUCGAGGUGUGGUUAUAUAUUUUUAAAUAUAGUCCAAUCAGGCAAUACAAGCACUGCCAGCAGUACCUCGGAGAGUACAAAGUGAAGCGGUGCUCGGCAGGCGGCGCGGGCCGCCCGCGUUGUUGCUACAACUAGUUGAAUUCUUUACGUUUCAGUGAACAGAUAACGGAGCCUAGAUUUGUUAGUAUUACAUUAGUUAGAACGCCUUUACAUUAUGAGAAAUUGUUAGUUGUGCGUGCCGAAUGACAGUGCAAUUGUUUAUAACGAAUCUGACUAAAAUUAUGUAGUUGUAAUUUUAAAUAUUGAUUCAAUAAAAUAUGAAUGAACUAAAAUAUGACCUACGCUUAUUGUGUCAAUAAAAUUGUAUGGAAGAAUCGUAAAGAUACAUAUUUUUUCAGUCGAUUACGACAGCAAUUUUACGCUUAGUUUUUCGAUGUAUUAUAUUAUACAGUUGAGGAAUACUAAAUAGCAACGUAGUCGUGUCCGCGGGGAAAAGUAAAAUGACCAGAGCGCCACAUUCGUGUCUCAUUUAAUACUUCUUAAUUUCCUGGCGCCGAUCUGGUGUUUUACUGUUCAGUUAGAGCGCGGCACUGACGAUACAGUCGAUUACAUAAUUAAUAUUAUUUGUAACAUCAAAGUCCUCAUGUGUGAGAUUCAAACGUCCAUUUAUCAAUUAGUGAAAUAAAUUCCUCCACUGUAUAUUAUUUAGAUAAUAUUUUUGGGAUUAUAAUGCAAUGUACGUGUCUGUGAAGCGGUGGAGGCGCGAGGGCCUGAAGUCCUGGCGCGUCCACUGCGCUGUGUGUGGAUCAGUGAGGCCAGUGUUCGCUGCGCCCCGCGCCGCCCACUCGGCCACGCCGCGCGGCCCGCGGGGCGCCCGCACGUACUCGUACUUACGAACUUGUUAUACUAGACUACUAGACAUAGUGCGAAUAGUUGGUACUUUCAGGGCCGGGUUGUAAGAUAGCUAUCAUAAAUCUUUAAUAAUGUAAUAGAAUAUUUGAAUUAUUUUUGAUACUUAAUUAACUAUUAUAAAGUUUUAUAUAGAGACCAUUGUUAAAUCUAACACUGCCUACAAAGUGACAUCACGUGUGUGCAAUAAAUUUUAAAUAUCUAAGUGAUAAUGUGAAGUGAUAUAGUAUUGUUUCAAGAUAUUAUCUAACACGAACGUUGUGUGUUGUGAACUGUGACAAACAACUAGUUCGCGUUCCGUGGAACGGCUGCGGAACAUGUACACAUAGUGAUGUUUGCGUUCAUUCUAUUUUAUUUGAAUAAGUCGUUGCGUGCCUAAUGCAGUCCUGCAAGAAGUAAUGUAACCUAAAGCAAUCAAAGCAAUAGAUACAAAAUACACAAGUAGAGUCUGUAAUGACUAAUGACAAUUGAGUGCCUUUGAUAGUGAGGUGCUACAUUGUCUCCACAAACAUGACUUGCAUCCGUUUCCUUAGUCGGAUUGUGUUAGUCCCCGUCUUCCCCGGCUGAAGCGUAGUGCUCGAGCUUCGCGGGAUAUGAUUUGUCCUUUUUACGCCGUUUGGUUAAUGUCCAGUGUUACGUGAACUUCUUAGUCGCGAAGACUGUCUCACUGAUCGGUAAAUGUAAUAUUUCGUGUAGUGUUAGGAUUUCCGUCGGUAUUGUAGACUCGAUGACGUUCGGUUGGAUUGUCGGUAGUCGGUGUGGCGCUGAACAAAGUAGAGCGGCGGCCGCUUGGCCGGAGUUAGGUUAAUUGUGACAUCGAGUGUACCAACAAACUACUCAGCGAGACAUGUAUACCCCUCCCUCUAUCUCCCGUACCCCCUUGUGAGUUUUGCGUAUGUAAGUGGAGAGUUGUGUAGCUUAGUGUAAGUCUUGAGUUUUAUAUGAAUGGUAUCCUUCGGCGGUGAGUCGCCACCGGACGCCUCCCUCCCUAGCUGUAAGUAGGUUAUAAUUUUGUUAUGUGACGAUCGAGACCCUCCCCCAUUUGAAUUUACGUAUCAUUGUUACUAUUCACAAAAUAGUUAUCGUUAGUUGUUAAGGUGUUUCAUUUGGUUUUGUAACUUGUUCAGUAUUCGCGUCGUCUCACGAGAGGUCCGAUCAAAAAUUGCGAAACGAUGUUAGAUGCAUUUUAUUUUUAGUUUUAGUAAGUUUUUUAAUUGAUGUUCCGGAGGCGUCCGACGGCGAGCCGCUCCAGUUAGUAAUAGCGGGUAUAGCAUACUGGCGUAGUACAAAUGUUUGUGUGAGUGUCGAUAGUUGUAGGCGUGGUUAUUGCGUCGCGAGUGUUGCGCGCCUUCUGGUCGGUCGGUCAGGAACUCUGUAAGUAGCUAGUCAGGGCGCAGGACGACGCAUCGCAUCCGACUCGCUGCAGAGCGAACGAUUUUGAAACAUCCUCUGAAGACGUUCAAAACCGCGUCGUUGUAGCCAGCCGUGUACGAUCGAUCGAUCUCUUGCGCAAUGUUCUCGUUGUGAAGCGUUAGUUGUUUCUUCGGAAUAAGUAGUGAUAUUUACAAACAAAAAAUUAUUCACCUAUAUUAUUAUAAACAAACACUAUUUGGACCACUGCAUAGUUGUAUCUACGCUUAUUUUUGUCAUCUCCAUCGGAAUUAUUUAUAUCGAAUAAUUAAUUUUGAAUAUUUUUAUUCAGUAUAUUAUAUUAUUAUGUAUAUCAAACGACAGGUGCUGUUGUAUUUAAUUUUUAAUGUUACUAAUGUGAUUGUGAUAGGGAUACGUCUCUCUUGUAAUCUAUCUGAUGUAUUGUGAAGAAAAAUUAAGCCAAAUCAUAAAAAGGGUAUAUUGAAUUAUUACUUUUAGGAUAAAUGGAGUUAAAAUGAAGUUUUAUACGAAUCAAAUUUUACUACUGACGCUGUAUAAUUUUUCUAAGUACAGUAGAUUUAAAAUCAUAUCAUGAUGAUCUUGUUCUAGUACUCGUGUAAAUUAAUGUAGGUUUGUAAGACUGUUGUGACGUCACCCGCUGGAGCUGCUCCGCUGUCCGAGCACAAAGCACGCGCGACGUUGCAUCCUCUCUAGUUACAUGGCGGCGGCACGGCUCCAGCGUACAAUAUCCAAUUUGCCUUCAUAGCACACGAAAUUCAAAUGUUAAAUUUAAGUUGACGUGAGUAUUCGAAAUAAUCCAAUGUUAAUUCACUUUAGAAAAAAACAACCACAUAUAGAUUUUUAAAAUAGUAGUGAGUAUUUUUGCAUUUACCGUGUUGUCAGUACCUAAUUAUACGAUACGAUAUCUUAUGAAGCAUAAUAACUAGGACUACAGUCCACCUCGGAACAAUAGCAAUACAAUAGGGCAACAAUUAUCUACUAAGAUUUGGCUUUACAUGAUUCUGUAUUCUGAGUUAUACUUACGCCUUCGGUUAUAAUAUACGCAGUCUUUGUUUGCCAUUUUAAUUAAAAAUAGCGUCUAGUUACAGCCACGACGUUCAUUAUUUGUACUGCAACACAUAUUGCUACUCGUUACAAAAUGAAAUGUUUAGCAAUAUGUGAUGCAGGAGUGGAGAGAGGAGAGAUAUUAUUAUCUCCACGAAACUAUACAGUAUUGAAAGAAACCAACAGAACACAACCACGGUGCGUAAGUAUCGCUUAUGAAUAAUCUAGAGCUUUAUUGCAACAAGUUUAUCUUAUUUGUAGAACAUAUAUGAUCUCUUUAUUUUUAAUAGAAUUUUGAUGGACAUUUUUACUUAAUAGUUGUAGCAGUGUGUAGCGUUGAAAUAGGAAUUUUUAUCGCACAUUACAUUUGUUAUAUUCCACUGUAAUUAUAUUAAUUGAUUUACAUAAACUGAUGCCAUCCAAAAUUGUGAAAAGCACUUUCUGUUCGUGUCGUUGAAACCUCUCCAUAAUUAUUAUUAUUGAAUCGUCUUUUUAAUACAUAUUUCAAUAUUGUGCUAUUGAUAAUUCCUUUUGGAAUAAUUUUAUUUGUACAUAAUAUUUGUAUCAUAUCUUCAUUUCUGUUUAAUGUAAAUAUUCAUAACUGUGUUGUAUUCUCCUGUUAGUUGUUCCAACGGGAGGCUUCAACGAUGCUUCUAAGUUUUGGAUAGUUAUUCGAAUGAACCACAGAAGCCUUCAUGUUGUGUGUAUAUUUAAUUUGUAAAUAUGUAAUUUCGAUAACAAUUAAUGCUAAACAACGAGCGAGCCGUCGCAUAUUGUCAGCCGGUUGGACUUCUGCGCACACUGAGCCCGACAGACACAGCUACGGAACACUUAGCCUUCUUCUAGGAACGACAGACAUUCCACAGGCACCGAAUUAGCUCAAUAUGAAAGACUGUUUGAGACUUUAAAAUGGAUAUCAUGAUAAUUAAAAAUAUUUUCUGAAGCACCUUAACGAGUUUACAAAAUGUGUUUUAUGGUGAUUUAAUGAUAAGAUCGCAAUGUUUAACUCACUAGUAUGUAAGGACAAAUGCUUUACGACACUGUGAUAGACAAUACAAAUUUACCUGAGAGAGACACCAUAGGCAUUUAUGAGAAAUUUAGGGGAAUUGUCAUUUGAAAAGGGAAUGUUACAUGUACUCUCAGAUUUAGAAACGGACACCGCUUGGCUUUGUGGACAGUUUGAAGCAAAUGGUGAGACCGCAAUAAUUGAUUUUAAUGCAGUACUUUUAUGAUACCCGUAGUCACAGGAACAACCGGUGUUUGUUUCGCUACAAGUGUAUAAAGAUCUAUAAAAGUACAAAGCGUAUGUGCAGAAGUUCGGUCGCGGCUCGAUACUGUGUUCGAGCGGCUGUGUGCGUGCGCAUGGGUGUGCUUGUGUGCCCGAGUGUGGCGUAGUCUGCGCCCGCGCGGCCCGCGUCUCGCUGUUCUGUUUGUUGAUACAUUAUGUAUAUUUGAAGGAAUCAAAAAUUAUAAGAUGAAUUUUAA